Rotaria sp. Silwood1 is the source of this 1140-nucleotide messenger RNA. The record is from the annotation of a GenBank genome assembly. NCBI's taxonomy places the organism in Eukaryota, Metazoa, Rotifera, Eurotatoria, Philodinida, Philodinidae.
AUGUCUCCCAAUAAAAUGAAAAAUCUCAAAUCAUGUUCAUCAUGUAAAGUUUGUGGCAUUGAUAAUGCUCAAUUACAUUAUGGUACACUAUGUUGUGUUUCAUGUAAAAUGUUCUUUCGGCGAAAUGCUCAUUUUGAUCUAAACGAUAGAAAAUGUGUUUCUCAUGGUAAAUGUGAUAUAACAAUAAAAAGUCGAAAAACAUGUCGAUAUUGUCGUUUAAAAAAAUGUUUUACAGUUGGAAUGGAAAAAGAAUUAUUACGUGCAUCACAUAAUCGACAAGGUACACGUAAUAAACAAUCUAUUAAUGAUAAAAUAACUUGUGUAACUAAUGUUAUCCAUCCAAUUGAUUUACUUCAAAAUGAUCGAUCAUUAUUAACAAGUCAACAAUGGUCAUAUUUAUCAAAUAUAGUUAAUUUAUUUGAUUCAAAAUUUCCUAUAUCUAAUAUUCGUCAAUUAUUAGAGAUUCAAUCAACAUAUCCAAUGAAAAUGCGUUUAAAAAUGGCUGAAACAAAUAUGUUACGUAUUAUUAAUACAAUGUAUCAAGGUGUUUUACCAUUUAUUAUAAAUAUAUCACAUUUUGGAAAUUUAUCAUUAAAUGAUCAAUCAGCAUUAAUUGAAAGAAAUCUAAGAAAUAUUGGGGGCUAUAGUGGUAUUGUUAUCAGUCGUGAUGCAGAUAUUCAUUCUAGUCCAAUAUUUAAAAUUGGUUUUCCAUUAAUAUAUGGAUCAAAAGUAAUGGAAGAUGCUAUGAAAAUUUAUGAAAAGACUGACAGUGAUGGUACAUUAGUUAAAUUAUUAAUGCCUACUUUGAUAUUCUCAACAGCUUGCGAUCUUCUUAUUCUAACAGAUAAAAAUGAAAACAAACUUAACAUCUCAACAAAUGAAUAUCGUUUGUUAACAGAUGAAAAACAAAUAUUAGAUAUACAAAAUUUUUAUACUGAAAUAUUAUUUAAAUAUAUGAUUUUUCGAUAUGGUUAUAAAGAUGCAGCAUUAAAAUUUGCUGGACUUAUUAAAACUUCUCUUGAUCAAAGUAUGUGUUCAUUAAAUGGUAGAGAAGCAUUAAGACAUAAACAAUUAAUGCAAACAAUAGUCAAACAAACUGAACAGUCAUUAACAUUACAAGAUGACAUUAUGAUAAACUGA